CGUCGACCGUUAUUGUCUUCAAACGCACUAUUGUAGGCAUACCUUUAAGAAUUCUUAUGAGUUAUUAUGACUAUUUAAGCUACUAUUUAAUGCUUUUAUAAUUUGUAUAUGCGCACUCAAAGUCGUAUUAGCGAAUAGGCACUGUAGGCACAGUACCUAGAGCCUACGAACAUUUUUGGACCUACGAAAACGUGUGACUACAAUUUUUCGGUAAUAUUUUAGGUGGCACGUAAAAUAUUGGAAAAUAUUUUGUUCACACCUUAUUUUUUUGGAAAAAUAUUUUGUAGGAACCGCAUUUCGUCGGUAAAAUGAUUUGUCAGAAAGUAUUUUGUCGGAAAGUUUUUUUUCGGAAAAAUAAUUCGUAGGAAAAUAUGUUGUCGGAACUGUAUUUAGCCGGAAUUUUCGUAUUUUACCCAACGACGAUAACAUGCAGUCACGGAGUGCUGAUGAUGAAAUUAUAUUGAAUAGAUCCGACGAAAUAUUUUUCUGACAAAAUACUUUCCAACAGAAAAAGUAGUUUUUAAUAUAUUUUUUUAUAAUUUAUUUUAUUAUUCAUUUUUAUAUAAUAUAUAUAUUUGAUUUUAGAAAAAGAACAUUGAAAAUGAUGUACAAUUAGCAAAUUAAAAACCAUAACGCAAUACUAAGAUCUCGCUAUACAGUCCAUAAUGGCUGAUAGGUUAGUAUUUAAAACAUGUUGAUCUACUAUUAUUAACCUAUGGUUAUUCACUAAGUUUGAUUUGUUCGAUUUUCCAGGCAACUGUUGAAUGCCGAUAAAGUAAAACGUCCACAACACCCGAGAGAAAAGGCAACCGUUUUUGAAAUUGUUACAUUUAGGUAAAUGUAUGACAAAUAAAAUUAUUUAUUUUAUCAAGAUUUGCGUGAAUGUUUGACAAUUUAUUGAUACGUUUUGAUAUUUAAGUUUAGAACGUCUUAAAUUCCCGUUGAUAGAAUCGUUAUUUAUAAUAUUGGGAAACGGAUUUACAUGCAUUUAAAAUCUAAAACGUUUUCACAAAUGUCAAAAUAUUACUUAGACGAUCAAAAAUGGUAAGGGGAUUUAAAAGUUCCCACUCUUACCAAGGUUAUACCUUGAGUCCCCCCAACUGAAAAUAUUUCGUGUAAAAAUUAUGUUAUUGGAAAAGUAAUUAUUUCAGUCAAAAAACACCACAGAUUUUUAGUUUACAACCCUCCGACCCCGAAAAUUAUUUUUCAGUUGCAGUUUUUCCUCUGAAAACUCUUAACUUGUUUAAUCUAAUUUUUUAACAUUACGAAAAUGAUUAACAUAAACUAUAAAGUAAUUUGUUUAUAAUUUAUGCACAAUUUUAUCUAAAAAAAAUUACCUUUCGUCAUGUUAAACAAAUUAAUUUAAUAAUUUAGAGCCUUUGUAGAGAAGAGGGGUUAGUUUUAAACCUCUCUGUAAACCAGUUUCUGAUUAUAACACUAUAUUAAUUAUUACAAAUUACGCUAUACUCUAUUUAAGAUUUAUUUACACGGUGCCAGACUGCAUAUCAAUCGAUAUUGCCAGUUACUGAAUACCAGCGACUGGUAACAUGUAAACGUUUCCAGCCAGUUGCUGGUUAAACCGGUAGAUCAAAAUAUAUAUGUAAGUGGAGUUGUGUAAACGAUAAGAGCCAGAAAGUUGCUGGCAUGUUAUUUGUCACACGCUAAUGGCCUUCCAGUUUGCUUGUCAGAUAGCACACCAGCUACUGGUACCGUGUAAGCCUUCAAAAUAAAAAGUCACCAGUAUGUGUACUGUGCAUGACUGAACAUAUUUAAAUAUUGCAGUACCCGUGUAACCAUAGCAUAAAUAUACAGGAGAUAACAGUGAGUAUAAAACACGGCCGCCGUAUUACAGAUUUCUUUAAUUGUCGUCAACACCACUCGACAGCCUGCUGCCUUUAUAUCAGAUGUAAUAUUCCUGAAAUUAAAAGAUACUGAAAGCAAAUGCGCAAUGAUAGUGCAAUUUCGUUAGAUUUGCUGACAUGCUUGUAAAUUUGUGCCACGGGAGUAAUCGUAAACUUUGGUUUUGGCAUGUUAAAUAUCUUUAUUAUUAGAAACAAAUUUACGUGGGUUACAAAAUUUGAGAAAUUAAAUUGAAUCUACUAUUAUUAACAUAAUAUAUUUAAUACUUCCUUUUUAAAUAUUUUAUUUUCUAUUUGUUAAAUUAGCUGGUUGGUCAACUUAUUCAAACUGGGACUAAAAAGAGAUUUAGAUGAGAAUGAUUUGUAUAUACCAUUAAAAGAACACACAUCGUCAUUUUUAGGAAAUGAAUUAGAAAAGUGAAACAUUAAAUAAUUAAAGAUGUAACGAUAAAGAUUUGAAAUUGAUUUGUAUUUUGAAUUAAGGGAAUGGAUAGAAGAACAAAAAAUGUCACUAAAAACCAAUCGCAGACCUAGUCUGUUGAGAGCUUUGAUGCGGACGUUUGGAGUUAAAUAUAUGAUUUGUGGUUUUUUAAUAGCCGUCAACGAACUGAUUUUAAAGUGAGUUAGUAAUAAUAUUAUAAGAAAUUUUACUGUCAAAACAUAGUUCACUAAUUUUGUAAUAUUGUUGAAUUCAAAUAAUUUACAGGUGAUUUAAAUAUUGACAGGUUUUAUAUAAAAGUAUUAAAUAUUAAACUACUCGAAAAUAUUACAGCGAUGGUUGGGUUGAAAAUUUAUUUGAGUUAACUAUCGGUUUAUCUAUCUUAUACCUACCUAUUGUUUAAUGGGUUUAUUAACAUGAAACAAUGACAAUUAAUAGUUACGAUUUUUUUUUUGUGUGUCUUUAAUUAGAAUAGCUUUACCACUGUGCAUUGGCAGAUUGUUAUCAUAUUUCAGCAACGAUAGUUCUAAUAACAUUGACUUAAGACAAGCAUACGUUUGGGCACUUGCUUUUUUUUUUGGUAUAUAUAUUACGUCAUCAUUAUUUCAUUUGGUUUCGUUCGAGAUUUUACACUGUGGCAUGAAGAUGAGAGUGGCUUGCUGUUCAGUAAUUUAUAGAAAGGUAAACAUAAAGGAAAAACAAAUUUAAUCACUCAUUUGAGAUGUUUAUUAGACAAUUACAGUGCAAUUAGUUGUUAAAUUAUUUACAACUAUUGUACAAUAAAAGUAAUAAAGGUAUAUAUUGUAAUCAAAUUUUCGUAAAUAUGGUACUAUAUAAUAACUGUACAAUUAAAAAAUAAAAUAACUAGGAAAUUUAAAAAAAAAUUAUUGAUAUUUUGUUAAUCACUUAUCUUUAAUAAAUACUAUAAUUGAGCCAAAAAAAAAAAGUAUUUUGAAACAUGUUUGACUAAAAUAAAUUUUGAUAAAUUUUAAAAAUGAUUAUUAUUUAAAAAUUUAAAAGUAGAAAAUUUUCGAGGGCAGUUUGUAUAUUUUUUCUAAAAAAUCAUCUUAUUUUUUGUAUAAUAUACGGCAGUAUUUAUGUUGUUUAGGCACUAUGUUUAAGUCAUAUCGCACUCAGAGAAACUACGGUCGGCCAAGUGAUAAAUUUGAUAUCAAAUGAUGUUAGUAGAUUUGAUAUAACAUUACCAGGCAUUCAAUAUUUAUUUAUUGGUCCUGUACAAACCAUUAUAGUCACAUAUUUAGUAUGGCAAGAAAUAGGUAUUUCAUCAUUAAUAGGAGUGGCGACCUUAUUAAUUUUUAUCCCUUUCCAAGGUAAGAAAAUAUUAGUGUAAAAUAUAAAAAAAAUCAAUUCAUAAAUAGAAUAAAUUAUAGUAUGCAAUAUUAAAUUUUUUUAUAGGUUGGUUUGGGAAAAAAAUUAUGAAUUUUCGAUUAAUGACAGCUAAUUUGACAGACAACAGAAUACGUUUAAUGAAUGAAAUUAUUUCGGGCAUACAUGUAAUAAAAAUGUAUGCUUGGGAAAAAUCAUUUGCAAAACUUAUUGAAAAUGUGCGGAGGUAUGUAAACUAUACAAAAAAAAAAAUUGUAAUUCGUUAAAAACGAUUAAAUAAAUAUUGCUACAGUACCUUUAUCUUUAAAAUACCUUAAUUCGUUUUAAAUACCAUGUAUAACAAGUCAAAAACAUUUAGAAUGGAAAUUCAAAAAGUCAGAGGAUCAUCAAUAAUCAGAACUAUUGCACAGUCAUUCAUAGACUUUCAAACAAAAUUACAAAUAUUUGUUAUGAUUUUGUCAUACGUAUUACUAGGAAAUUAUAUCUCAGCGGAAAAAGUAAAUAAGCACAUUAAAUUUAUUAUGUCAAUAAAAAUAAUAUACUCAGUAGAACAUUUUUGUAUUUAUUCUAAGGUAUAUGUUGUAAUUUCUUAUUAUUCACUUUUACGGUUUACAAUGGGAUUGUUUUUCUCACAAGCACCAUCUCAACUAGCUGAACUUCUAGUAUCAAUAAAACGCAUACAGGUUUACAUAUAUUCUUUCUCUAUUAUCAAAACUAAAAAAUUAAGUACCAUAACCAUUAUUACAAUCGUCAAAUGUAUAAUACAUUUAUGUUUAUAUACAGCAUUUUUUAAUACUCAUUGAAAGAGACAGUCAGAUGUUGAAGCCUGUGAAUGAAUUGCAUUCUGAACCAAAUGAAUUAUCCAUUGUGAAUAACAGUGACACAAAAAUUGAUUUUCAAAAUUCAAAUAACAUUGGCAUAGUCGUAUCAAAUGCUACUGCAAAAUGGGCUUAUGACCAAACAGAUAAUACGUUGGAAAAUAUUAAUUUCAACGUUGGACCCGGUAGAUUGAUUGCAGUUAUUGGUUCAGUAGGAUCUGGAAAAGUAUAAACUUUUUAUAACUGAAAACAUCAAUAAAUUAAGAAAAAAAUAAUAAAUUAUUUGUUCAGAGUUCGUUAUUACAAGCGAUUUUAGGAGAAUUGCCACUUUCCAAUGGGAACAUUUCUAUUAGUGGGGUAGUUUCUUACGCCUCUCAAGAACCUUGGAUAUUGUCAGGAUCUAUUUUAGAUAAUAUAUUAUUCCACUCACCAAUGGAUAAACAACGUUAUAAACAAGUGAAAAAUAACUUAUAAUAUAAACUUACAUAUAUAAUUUCUGUUAUUGUCAUUGGAACAGGUCAUAAAAGCAUGCGCAUUAAAAAACGAUUUGGAACAUUUUCCAUACGGCGAUCGUACAAUAGUAGGUGAAAGAGGUGUAACUCUUAGUGGUGGACAAAGGGCAAGAAUAAACUUGGCAAGGUAAAUAUAACUCAACAAGUCAAUUGUAUUAUUUUAAUUUUAACAAUAUAUAUUAGAGCCAUAUAUAAACAAGCAGAUAUUUAUUUAUUGGAUGACCCAUUGUCGGCCGUUGAUACUCGUGUUGGCAAACAUUUGUUUGAAAAGUGUAUAAAGGGUAAAUAUUUAUUGGAUCGGUUUUGUAACUUUUUCAAUAUGUAUUGUUUUUUAGGUUACCUCAAAGAACAAACUUGUAUUUUAAUCACACAUCAGAUACAAUUCUUAAGUGAUGUAGAUCAAAUUGUUCUCAUGGAAAAUGUAAAUAUUAAUACAAAAAUAAUAAUUAUUAUACAAUUUGUGUAGCACAAAAUUGUAUUGUAAACCAAUAAUACUCAAUAGUAAUUUACUUUGAUUAACAAUUUACAUUUUUUGUUCAAUGCUUAAAAUGUAAUCAUAACCAUAAUGAUAAUUCACCUUAAAUUGAUUGUGUUUGUUCGUAUUAGGCAAGUAUAAAAACUACUGGUUCAUAUCAGAAACUUCAAAACUCCGGUUAUGACUUUUCAAAAUUAUUAGGAUUCUCAGAAAAAACUAUGAUUGAAUCUCAAAUUGAAUGCAAUAAUGCAUAUAAUAAAAAAAGUUUAAAUAUAGAUCCUAUAUUAUCAGUCUCUGUUGAAAGUAUUGAAUUACCUAUUGAUGGAGCUAUUGCUACACCUACCGAAGAUAGAGAGAUUUGUUCUCAUGGGCAUAUUUCAAAAAAUGUUUAUAUAUCAUAUUUUUAUUCCUGCGGGAGUAUUUAUAAAAAUAUUUUUGUUUUGUUAAUUUUUAUUUUAAGUCAAGUGAUAUCUACAUUUGGAGAUUUCUGGCUUAGUUUAUGGUAACGUAAAUUUAAUUUAUAAUACACAUACUCACACAUUUAAAAUACUUAAAAUAUGUGUUUAGGGUAAACGAAGAAGAAGAUUAUUUUUACAAAGAAAAUAAAACAAUACCAUUAAAUAAUACUUUGACGGUUAAUGAUUUGGCUGAUAUGUCAUCAAAUUUCCGUUUUAACCGUUUAUUAAUAUAUACUGUUAUCACAGCUUGUAUGGUACUAGCUAUUAUCAUGAGAUCUGCAAUAUUUGUAUCAGCAUGUACAAGUAUCUCAAUAAAUUUACAUAAUAAAAUGUUCAAUUCUUUAAUUAGAACGACAAUGUAUUUUUUCAACAUUAAUUCUUCCGGUAAUAAUAAUUUAAAGUUAACACAUGGUUACAUGUUGAAUUACUUAUGAUAACGUGCUAAUAAAAAUGUAUUUUUUCAGGGCGGAUUUUAAAUCGUUUUUCAAAAGACAUUGGUGCUAUUGAUGAAUCUUUACCAUUUGUUUUGUAUUCUUGCUUACAAGUAAUGUUAUAUCUAAAAGAUUUAAUUAAUAUCGCUCUAUUUCUAUAGAAAGUAUAAUAAUUUAUUUGUAAAUAUUACAAUUAGGUUACAAUGGCUUGUUCAGGAAUAGUCCUUGUUAUUGGACUACUUAAUAUAUACCUAAUGAUACCAACGAUUCUUGCUGCAGUAAUUUUUAAUUACUUUAGAAUUUUCUAUUUACCAACAUCUCGAAGUGUAAAACGCUUGGAGGGGAUUAGUAAGAACGAAACUAAUUUAAUUACUGGAACACACUUGACACACUUUUUUUCAUUUAAGUUUAAGUUUAAGACCAAUAAGCAAAAGGGAUUUAGAUAUACUUUUCACUUUGCAGUAUCCGAUUGUAACAUUAUCCUAAUGUUAAAAAAUUGAAAAAAAUAUGAUCAACAGUUUCCAACCUCCUUAAAAUGUUUCAUAAAAUCAUAAAAUAUUUUUAAUUCUUUAACCAGCACGAAGUCCCAUAUAUGGGCAUAUGACUUCUUCUAUGGAAGGUUUAAUCACAAUAAGAGCACAUAAAACAGAAAAUGUCUUAAUUAAAGAAUUUGACAAACGUCAAGUAAUUAUAGAAGUUAUGUAGCUUGUUCUCACAUUUUUUACAAAUUGUUUUAUUUUUGAUUAAAAACCUAGGACUCGCAUUCCUCUGCGUGGUAUAUGUUUAUUGCUUUAAACGAAGGAUUUGGUGUUUGGUUGGAUAUCAUUUGUGUUGUUUAUAUGAGUAUUAUAACGUUUACUUUUUUAUUUAUGGGCAACAGUAAGCAGUAUGAAUGCAAAAUAGGUUUCAACUGUAUCAUUAACUGUGAUUGUCUUUUUAGACACAAAUGGAGGUAAUAUUGGUCUGACAUUAACUCAAUUAUAUUCUCUUACUGGAAUGAUUCAAUGGGGAAUACGACAAUCAGCCGUAUUAGAAAACGAAAUGAACUCUGUUGAAAGAGUACUUGAGUACUCGAAUACUCCACAAGAAGCUAAACUUCUGGCAGAAUCAGGUGAUGAAUACAAAUUUUAAAAAAAUAUAUGUAUUAUAUAGAGUGAUUCACUAAGCCUAUUCACCUUAUUUUUUUUUUUUGUCAAAUUUAGCAUAUAUUAAAAUUCUGAUUUUUGGAGUGUACCUAAUACUCCGUUGUCUCAUGGAAUAUUUAGUCUAGGUUCUCAUUUGAAAAAUUAUUUUUUAAUUGGUAUAGUCACAGUAUACACCAUAAAUUUGGUGAAAAAUCUAAGUAUUUGAAAAUUUCGGCUUUAACCAUUGUUGUAAGUGAGAAGAUGGAAUGGCAGAAGGAAAAUUUAAUGUAUAUUUGUAUUCAUCCAUUCAAAAUUAAUAAUGAAAAACGAUUCUGAGCGGGUUUGGGUUAUCCUUUCUUCGAAAGGCCGUAAUAUUUAUGAAUUGAAGAUCAUACAUUUUGUAAAUUUUCCCAUUUUUCAUUUUUUUUUCGUGGUUUUUCCCAUUUUUCAUAAAAAGCCUUAACAAAAUCAAAAAAUGAGUUUUCUAAAGUGUCACCCCAGUCAUAUUUCCUCUUUAACACUAGCAAAAUCACAGAAAAAUUUCUGGCUGAAAUGUUUACAGAAAAAAAAAAAAAAAUAAACGUCAAUUUAAAACUAAUACAUCCCUCGUUCCGUUCGGGAUCUAAUGUGAUUUGUAUUUUUAAUGCAGAUAAGUCACCUCCAAAAGAUUGGCCGAUUCAUGGGAAAAUUGUUUUUCUAAAUUAUUACCUGCGUUACAAUCCAGAUAUGCCACAUGUUUUAAAAAAUCUCAAUAUUACAAUUCUACCUACAGAAAAAGUUAUUUGACUUAAUUCAAAAUAUAUAUGGAAGAUUUUUUUCAUAUCCUUUAUUUUUAAUAGAUUGGGAUUGUUGGUAGAACUGGAGCUGGCAAAUCAUCAAUUAUAGCAGCAUUGUUUAGGUUAGCUCUAAAUGAAGGCAACAUCUUCAUUGAUGAAAUAGAUAUACAUUCAAUAAGACUACACGAAUUACGAUCUAAGAUUUCCAUUAUUCCUCAAGAACCUGUUUUGUUUUCCGGAACAAUGCGAACAAAUUUAGAUCCAUUCGAUGAAUACCUCGAUCAUGUUCUUUGGGACGCUUUAGAAAAAGUAAUAGUUAUAGUUUAAAAAUUUUUCAUUUACAAGGUCUGUUUAUUAUUUUAGUUUUUAUUUUAUGCUUCAGAUCGAACUCAGGAAAACAAUUCAGAAUUUACCCGGUGGUUUGAACACAAAAAUGUCUGAAAAUGGUUCCAAUUUCAGUGUUGGACAAAGACAACUAGUAUGUUUGGCAAGGGCAAUAAUUCGAAAGAAUAAAAUUCUAGUACUGGAUGAGGCCACUGCAAAUGUCGAUCCAGAGUAAUACAAAAUAUACCUUCUAGAUCAGUGGUCGGAAACUGGCGAUUCGAUCUGUCCCGCACGUUUGUUUCACACAGUCUGAUCUUUAUAAGCAUUAUAUAAUAUAAAUAUUUUAAUUUUAAAAAUGGAAUAAUAGAUUUACAAUCACAAAAAUAAUCAUAAAAACGUCUUCAAACAAUAGCUUCAUAUGUUUUUACUGAACGUUCACCAUCAUUUUUAAAAAGGAAAAAUAUAGCCUAUCAAUUGUACGGUAUGUUUGGUUCUACAUACAUAUAAUAUGAAUAAGUCUUUUUAUUGUAUGAACAAAAUUAAAAACCUACAUAGAUAACCAUCUACUCCACCAUGUUUUUAAAGCGCGUGAGUGUUAAAAGGUUUCCGACCACUAUACUUCAUGGUUGAGUUAUUAUAUAGGGGUAGUGUUAGACACAAUAAUCUAAAUAGAUACAACUUUUUUCAUUUAUCAGGACUGACAUAUUAAUUCAAAAUACAAUAAGAAAAUAUUUUGAUAAGUGUACUGUACUGACGAUUGCUCAUCGUUUAAACACGGUUAUAGAUUCUGAUAAGAUUAUUGUUAUGGAUGCAGGACAUAUGGUCGAGUUUGAUCACUCUUUUAACUUGUUAAAAAAUAAUGAAGGAUAUUUUCACAAAAUGGUCGAACAAACUGGACGAUCCACGGCUGAUUUGUUGAAACGUACAGCUGCAGAGGUAGUACUUUUAGAUAAUAUUAUUUUUGUUAGAUUUAUUGUAUUUUUCAUUGGUUCAGAUUUGUAUACGUAUGUUUCUUUAGAGCUAUAUCUCUAUGAAGACCAGAUCCUUGAAUAUUGAGUGUUGAUAAUUAUAUUGUCACUUAUGAAGAAAUUACAUAUUUGUGCAACUCUGUUGAUUAAAUAAAUUAUCUAACUUUUGAACAUAUUUUAAUAACGUAUUUAACCUUAAUUGUCUUAUUUUAAUGCGAUUUACGUAGAUAAUACAGUUUUAUUAUUGUCAAAAUAUUAUAUACAGAUACAUUAUAUACCAUUCAAUUGUGACUUACCUACUUAUAAGGCUUAAUUGAAUAAUAAAUUGUAUUUUUAGUAUCUAUAA
Cinara cedri is the source of this 9877-nucleotide messenger RNA. NCBI's taxonomy places the organism in Eukaryota, Metazoa, Arthropoda, Insecta, Hemiptera, Aphididae. The record is from the annotation of a GenBank genome assembly.